AUUCUAUGCAACGAAUUAGUGAUUUUAUAAGCUGAAAUGUGGAUAGCCAUGAAUUAUUUUUUUAUAUGAUGGGGUAUGUAAGUAUACUUAAACACUUAAUAUCUCCUAUAUUAAACACCUAUUUUUCAAUUAAAGAAAGAAAGACAAGACCUCUAAGAUAUGGUUUGAAUUCGUAAUAACUGUACAUGAGCAACAGUUGUAAUGUGGGUGUUAGAUAACAAAGAUGUGUAAUCUGUAUGGGCUUAACAGAGUGUGUUGCAAGAUUUUGAUAUGAAAGAUUUAAAUGGUAUUAUUUGGAAAUUUCAAGAACCAAGUAAAAUGUGUCAUGUUGUGUCUUUGUGUGUCCGUAUGUGUUCCUGUGUGUCCUUAUAUCGUCAACCUAAUAUAAAUGUCCCAUUAUAAUUAUUGGCGUUAUUCGUUAUUACUCUGGUCCCUACCGCAACAGACCGGAUUUUGAAGAAAACGAAUUACUUUAUUGACGUGUCAUGGAAUCCAAAAUGAUAAUAAAUUUAUUUUAAUGUGUUGCAAGAUAAAAAAAAAAAAAGUUUUGGAAAAAUCUCUUGUUGAUUAUAUCUACGCCCUUCAGGUACAUGGUUAUAUCUACGCCCUUCGGGUGCAUGGUUAUAUCUACGCUCUUCGGGUACAUGGUUAUAUCUACGCUCUUCGGGUACAUGGUUAUAUCUACGCCCUUCGGGUACAUGGUUAUAUCUACGCCCUUCGGGUACAUGAUUAUAUCUACGCUCUUCGGGUACAUGAUUAUAUGUACGCCCUUCGGGUACAUGGUUAUAUCUACGCCCUUCGGGUACAUGGUUAUAUCUACGCCCUUCGGGUAAAUAAAUGGAGGCACAGCCGACGUUACUCAGACAAAAGAAUAGUGUUACCGCGUUUCUUCUUUUCCUACUCAUAAAAACAUGUUUGGCCCGCCACAAAGCUUUUAAGUAGAUUACUGAGACACAAACAAUUUUGUCUAAAUAAGAACAAACUGUUAAGCUUUAAUUAUGGUGCGACAAAAAACAAAUUCAAACGUUUCGGCCAAACGCCUUCGCAAAUAAAACAAAAAACAUCGAUUUGCUUAUAAAUUUAAUUUAAAUUAUAUAUUUAUAUCCUAUCUAUAACUAAAAAUUAAUUCAGGAGUUAAAAACUUUUCCACCACCACUCCCCCCCCCAACCAAACACACACAAAAAAAAACCACAAAAAAAAACAAGAGUUCAUCAAUCCAGUAAGUGGGUCCUUAAAAUCUACAGGUGAUAACAAUCAAGCGGUAUAAAUACCUUUACUACCAACGUCAUCUGACUAACCCAAGUGUUUCUAAGCAAUUCCCCACCAACCACCUUUCAGGCAAAGUAAUUUAAGUUCGUAAUUUUUAAUUGGUUUUUAACGGUCUGAAGAUCCUCUAGAGGUAAACGUGUCCAGCCAGUCCUAGAGGCGGAUAAGUGAUGACGUAGAGAAUGCUGACUCGGCGACCACAAGACAACAAGAAUCUUAAGAAUGUUGGCCAACCAAUAAACAGGAACAUCACAUUCAAGUAAGACAAUUGCACAGACAUUUCCCAUCAUUUUAUUCAUUUGUUGUUGGUUUUUUUAACAGAAGACUUCAAUAUUUUUUUAUUAAUCGCUCUCCUUGCCUUAAAACAUGACCAUUGAAUUAUUUCAUUGGUUAUGAAUACAUACGUAUUUUUCAACGUUCUCUGAGGAAAAUAAUUAUUUUAGCACCUAAGAUUAGUGGUUUAAACCAAAAAACAAAACAAAAACACAAGAAAAAAAACAACAACAACAAAAAAAAAAAAAAAGAAAAAAAAAAAAAACUUUAUACUACAAACAAAAUAUACAAAAAAACCACAAAAAAAAAAAAAAAAAAAAAAAAAAAAAAAAAAUAAAAACAAAGGAAAAAAAAAAAAACCUAACUUUGUACUGCCUACAGCAAUGGCUAGUUCAAAAAAUCGCCAAAAAAAAAAAAAAAAAAAAAUUUUUACUGCCUAAAACAAAAGACAAUUAAAAAAAACACCAAAAAAAAAAAAAAAGAUGUAAUGGCCCAUAUUUGUGUCCUUAAGGUUGAAUGACAUAAGACCUCUCCAAGAAUUUUCUUCUAAAAAAAAAAAAGUUUAAGUUUAGACAUCACUGCCUUAGAUCUUUCCAUCAUUAUCUAUGCAUUAACGUCCUGGGUUAAUGUCAUGUUUAAGGUUUAAGUGCGCACACUUCUAUUCCGUUGAGGCGUAUUAUAAAGGUACUCAACACCUCAAAACUGAUUGAGCAGCAAGCUGCUUUGCGGCGACCAGACUCGCAUAGUUUUGAUCCACAGAUGCACAACCAUGUAAUAAGACUGCACCCCAAAUGUUGUAGGUGUAAGUGACGUCACGUAACUAAACGGUUUGAAUUUGAAAUUAUUUCAGGAAGGCUGGCAAUGGUUGCAAGGAUACGACCAUCGUGGGCUGGACAGGGACCGAUGUAACAGAUGAGAAUGGUUUGACAUGGGUUUUGGACAUUCAUGUACUUUAAUGUAUUCUAUGUUCUCUCUCUCUCUCUCACUAUCUCUCUCUCUCUCUCGCUCCCUCUCUCUAUCUCUUUCUCUCUCUCUCUCUCACUCACUAUCUCUUUCUCUGUCUCCGUCUUUUUCUCUCUUUCUCUCUAUCUCUCUCUCACUCUCUCACUAUCUAUCUCUCUCUUUUUCUCUUUUUCUCUCUCUAUCUCUUUUUAUCUCUAUCUCUUUCUCCCUCUCUUUCUAUCUGUCUUUCUCUCUAUCUCUCUAUCUCUCUUUCUCUCUCUCUCUCUUUCUCUAUCUCUUUCUCUCUCUUUCUUUCUCUCUCUCUUUCUCCAUUUCUCUCUCUCUCUCUCUCUCACUAUUUCUCACUUUCUCUCACUUUCUCUCUCUCUCACUAUUUCUCACUUUCUCUCACUUUCUCUCUCUCUCUCUCUCUCUCUCUCUCUUUUACCCUGUAGCCUUACGAGUUGACAUUCCAAAACUUCACCCUUCACACGCGUCUUAAACAAAAAAACUUCUUUCAUAAAAGUUUAGCAAUGCUUGUGUUUACAAUUUUAAUUCACACAUAGAAUUAUUUUUUUUAAUUUUAUCAUCUUUUUACAAACUGACCUUUUACUGUAGGCUUAUCAUGAUGCUCGACUCUAACACUGGCAUUCAGGGUUUCUUUCAGCUAUAUCACACCACCCACCCCAGGACUUUCAGCUAUAUCUCCGUGGAUGGGGGGCACUACCCCCGGGGAAAGCCAAGUGCCCCCCGGAGAAAAAAUAUGUCCAACAAUAAAUCAACUGACACUGCUGGCACUGCCCCCCNUAGUGGUCUUUAAAAGCGCCUAGGGCUGAGCUCACCACGCUGUGCAUAAAAAUAUUAGCAAAGAUAAUGAUGGCAUAGUAAGUACCAGGGUGGUUUCGGUCAGUGUUUGACGUGGUGUCGGUCAGUGUCUGGAUGUAUUAUUAUUAUUAUUAGUGGUCUUUAAAAGCGCCUAGGGCUGAGCUCACCACGCUGUGCAUAAAAAUAUUAGCAAAGAUAAUGAUGGCAUAGUAAGUACCAGGGUGGUUUCGGUCAGUGUUUGACGUGGUGUCGGUCAGUGUCUGGAUGUAUUAUUAUUAUUAUUAGUGGUCUUUAAAAGCGCCUAGGGCUGAGCUCACCACGCUGUGCAUAAAAAUAUUAGCAAAGAUAAUGAUGGCAUAGUAAGUACCAGGGUGGUUUCGGUCAGUGUUUGACGUGGUGUCGGUCAGUGUCUGGAUGUAUUAUUAUUAUUAUUAGUGGUCUUUAAAAGCGCCUAGGGCUGAGCUCACCACGCUGUGCAUAAAAAUAUUAGCAAAGAUAAUGAUGACAUUAAAAAAUAACAAACAUUUAAUUAAUUUAAAAACAGCUAUAUAACAACUAAACAAAAACAAGUGUAUAUUCACACCACCCACCCCAGGAAUUUUACAUGUCCAGCCAACGACAUCAACCAGCAGCGCCGUUUAUUAGCAAUUUGGGAGGGAAUCAGUCGGGGUAGUAGCGUUUAAAGCGAUGUGUUUAGAGAGCAGUUUUGAAGGCCUUGCGUUGUUGGCGUGGUAUCGGUUAGUUUCAGCAUGGCAUCGUUCAGUGUUUUUAGUUAAGGAUACUAGAAAAGAAAUCGGCCAAGGUCGUGUCUGUGUCCAUAAAAUGCUAUGUAAAAGAUCGUAGUGUUGCGUCUCAUUGGAGCACGAUGCUCAAUGUAGCUGAGGUGGUGUCAUGCUUCACUUUAUGUGACAUCGAGGAAAUUGUCACAUUCCUGUAGACAUUGAGUCUAUACACAGAGUUAUCUUUCUACAAUUAUGAAUUUCAGGGAAAAAAACUAACGAGGACUCUGAGGAAAAGUAUCGUCACGUGUUUACAAGAUGCACGACUCUGGCCGACUGGGAGGCAUUUCAGCUCCAGAGUUUACCUGAGCGUUACAGGUCAGUGAUUGGUCAGUUGAGGUCAGUCAAUUGUUAAAUACGGGCUAGGAGACGAGUCACUUAAAAUGUAUCCAUUAAAAUAUUACAUCUUAAGCGCAUUUCAAAAGACAUUUAAGUCACUGUACUGGAAGCAUCGUGCAUCACGAGAACUCGGUGAGGCUUAAGAUGUAGAUAGUUCUGCUAAGAAAUACAAGAGACGUUCACUGCAUAUAAACUUUCGGAAAUUGGAUGGCAAAGCAUACACCCACUAAUUCGAUUUUUUUUUUUUUAAUUCUUGCAAAUUUGCUCUAAGAUAUUUAACAGUUAAUUUUUAAAUAAAGGAUUAUAAUUUAUAAAGAAAUCAAAAGAAAAAACCUUCCUGAUAAUAGAAAAUGAUUUUGUAUCAAAUAUGAUAAUAAUUACGCUCUAUAUUUGUAUAUUAUAAUGUAACAGGGAUUCUAAAACUAACCUCUAACCAACACAUUAAGAAAACUACCGAUGACAUCUCAGCAAUACAAGGUCGGCAUACACACACAUGCGACAUAGCCACUUUAAUGAUUUACAACGUGUAGAAGAAACUUUCCAUAGAAUUUAUUAUUUAAUAAUAAAGGUUUAGUUGAGAAAAAUAGCUGUGAUGGAGUAGAUUUGACUUGAAAAUAAAUUAUUUUAUAUAUAAAAUACAGGAAUAAAAAAUAAAUAUUAUCUAAUAUAACUAUUUUUUUACAAAUUCUAAGAACAAAGUGAAACUUUUGUUUUUAUGUAUUAUCUAAUAUAACUAUUUUUUUACAAAUUCUAAGAACAAAGUGAAACUUUUGUUUUUAUGUAUUGCCGGACAGGCCUCACGAAGAAAUUGCUCAAAGCACGAAAAAGAGCAGUGAGGAUUCAGUGCCGAGAGAUGCGACCAAAACUCCUUCAGAAUCCACAACUGACAGCCCUCAAGUUACCAUGGAGACAUCGUUGUUGAAUCAGACGACCCGUGACGUCAGUGACGAUGCGCGUGCACAAAACAACUCGGUAGGAUACAUUGACGGUUCAUCAUGGCUGUAAAUUUGUAAAAAAAAAUAAUAAUUUAAUUUUUGCAAUGGAAAUAAUUUUAAAAUGCCUUUUAAAAAAUUGCUGUUGUUAUUUCUAGAACUUUUUUGUUUCCAUUAAUCUUUUGAUCUUUGAAUAACAUAAAAUUCUGAAGAGACUUCUGGUUCGAUGUGAAUCAUCCUAUGAUGCUGCUGAGUGGAUUGAUAAAAUAUAUGACAUUCUUUUUACUAGUUUUGAACAUAUUUGACGAUAUCUUUGUGUUAAAUGUGUAUGAUAAACUUUUGGAAUGUAUGAAAUAGUCUUAAAGCGAUGCUUCCACUGUGAAGUGCGCAUAUGCAAGACCUUUAAAAACCAGCUCACCACCAAAGUUAGAGAGUAAUCCUACAAAAUAAACGUUUAGGUUUUGAUUUCUUUUGCUUUCAAACUUUAGAAUCAUUUCUUUACAACAAUCCAUCAAUGCAACUUUUAAGGAAAUAUAAUUAUUGUGCCUCAUUGUAUCAUAGUGCAAAAGUUGAAGCCUUUGCCAGAGUCAGUUGUUUGCAACCUUAGUAAUGUACGAGACCCAAACAACUUGUGUAAAUAAAACAAUGUUAGUUAGGCUUUAAUUAUGGUUACACAGUAUACAAAUUGAACGUUUCGGCCAAUACCUUCAUCAGUACAACAAACUAACAUUCAUACAAGAAUAAAUUAAAUUUGCAACGCCAUGCAAGAAUGCUGAACCACUUUACUUUAACACAACCAGACUCAGAAAAAUCCUCAACAUUAAAUGACAGGACAGGGUCUCAGACACUGAGUUGCUCAAACAGGCAGGUCUCCUCAGCUACUUCACAAUCUUGAUGAAGUCCAAGCUUCGUUGGGCGGGACAUGUUGUGAGAAUGUUAGAUGAACGUAUGCCCAAAAGAAUUUUCUAUGGUGAGCUUGAACAAGAAAAGCGGUCUGCUGGCGGACAGAAAAAACGCUUUAAAUACAACAUAAAAGCCUCAAUGAAAGCGUUCAAGAUAAACCUAGAAACGUGGGAGGAACAAGCAAAGGAUCGAACUUCAUGGCGUUCCACUUUGCACAGGAGCUCCAUGCAACAUGAAGUUGGCAGAACAGCGGCUGCAGAGCGCAAGAGACAUGCAAGGAAGGCCCGUUCUGACUCUGCUGCCGGAGAUACGCCAUCAUUCCCCUGCACCUACUGCACAAGAGAAUUUAGUGCCAGAAUCGGCCUCAUCAGCCGUCUGCGCACCCACAGACAGAACCAGCACAAACUCUGAUGAUUAAAGUGAUCAUGGUCGACUCUCGCCUGACGAACAACAAAUAUAUAUAUAUAUCCUACCUACACUUAAAACUGUUUUAUUUAAAUUAAUUGCUUGAAUCUAAUUAAUCUACUUAAAUUAUUUAUGGCAGCCCAAAUCUUUUAGGAUUUCGAAUUAUUUGUUCAUUUAUUUUCUUUGAGUAAUUAGUCAAUCAAUACAUUUUUGCUUCAAUUAAAUGCUAAAGAAAGUUGCAUUGAUUUUUUCCCUACACAGUCUUUAAAAAAAAAAGAUUGUAAGACCUAUUCUGUUGCUGAUGACAUUGAAUUUAUUUUACCGUCGACCCAGGAACUCUGCUCGCUACCAGAAAGUCAUGUCCAUGAUGUUCAUGGUGAGGCCGAGACGCAAACGGAAAAAAUGUCGAGACUCAAGGAUCUUGCAGAGACGUUUGGUGUCUGUCAUACUGCCAUUGUUAGUGGCGACGCCCAUGAAGAGAACUGUGAUGAGGGCUACGACUCGAGGGUAAUCCGUGUUCACCUCACUCUAGUGUUGUGCCGCUGGUGUCGUGGUUUUCACUUUCUUUGAUGGUGUUUAAAUAGAUCUAAAAUGCGCGACAUGUCGUUAAUAUCUUCCUCUUAAUUGUAAUUUUUUAUUUAAAAUUUCAGUUGCUGAUGGCAUACACGUAUCAAAGAUUUUUGUAUAAUUUGAAAAUAUUAAAACUAAUUUUCUCCAUUUCUCAAGUUUGGUUUUAUUAAAUUAUUACAAAUUUGUGCAGCCUUUCCAAGAAUUUAAAAACGAUUCCAAAGCUGCAGCAAAUGCUAAAUGUUUGAUCCCGUGAAUAAAGCUACAUGUCUAGAUCUAUAAAUCUGUCACACGUUUAUGUCCAUGUUAGCACAUUGGCAGGACCAUCUGUUUAACAUUAACGAACGCUUUCAUUUCAAACUUUUCCUCCUCAGCUGUCGAGCAUGGAAGGAGCGUCGGAAGACAUCAUAAAACCAUCAGCAACCCCGCCUCAGUCACCUCAGUCACCUCAGUCACCUCAGUCACCUCAGUCACCUCAGUCACCUCAGUCAUCUCAGUCACCUCAGUCACCUCAGUCACCUCAACGCUUACAGACUGUUUCAGCAGAGAGCAUAAAUAUUUUAAACAAGACAAACGCACAGCCGCCUUUAAACCAAAAGCGUGAUAUCAAAUUGACAAGUUUAAGUCCCGGGGGAAAUGUGGCAACCAAGCCUUCCGAUCCAGAAACGGCAACAUCAAAAAGUAUCAAAUUGACCCUUCCUGGUAAGGAGGAAUGUACUAGUGAACGGGUUCAAAGGUCAAAUGUCAAAGCGCGUGCCCCUGUUUUGAAAGAAGAUUCAGUUGCCAAGUUGUCUUACUCCAGAAGUGACAAGAACGUGUACGACACGCCGACCGGGGAGGCUAAAAAAAUCGGGGACUUCCUUUACGCCGGGAGGGAAAGGUCAAGGUUAAUAGAAGUCAGUCUGAGGCAGAUCACGCCUGGCUACCUCGACCUGCACCACCUCUCACGCGUACCCCACACAACGCAGGUAUCAGGUGAGAUAAGAAAUCUGUCGACUCGUUCGGCUGAUCGCAGAAGAACGUCAUCGCCUGACUCAGAUCAGCAGCAGCAGCAGCAAGCCAAAAUUUCCGAGCCCCGCCCCCAAUCACAGAAUGAUCUUCAACCCAAAUAUUUAACGCUGACGAAGAUUUCCCUCCAAGACGGCACUGAAGCUCCAGAUCGAGAUACCUUCCACCAAAACAGAUCGUUGAUUACAAAUCUGUCUAAGGCUUUCAGACUCCCCAAACCAACAAAGCCGCCGAAAAGUGCGAUGGGUUUAAGAGUUCCAAAUGGUCCUAAAUGGUCAUCGGCAUCUUCUGCUACCCAGAAUAAACCCUCAGAGCGCCCAUCUCCUGCUACUCGGGAUAAACACACAGAGUGCCCAUCUCCUAUGGAUCUUAAAAAUUCAGGGCACACAGAAAAUGAGAAAACUGAAAAUUUAGAACUGGUUAGCAUCCACAAAAACACUUCACUGCCAAACUCCAAGCAAGUAACGGCACAGUGUGAAAUAUCAGAUGAAAAACUCAAAGCAUCGUCUAGCCUACCCUUAAUUCCUUGUAUAAAUCAAAACAUAUCAAACUCAUUGACAAAAUCAUCGACUUAUCUUAGUAAAAACCUCCCCACAUUUGAAGCUCCUUCACAAACUUCUAAUGUAGAGUACGCCUCCAGUCUUCCAAGUGGUAAGUUGUUUAUUUUUAUAUUUUAUAAAUUUAGUUUUAAUAUGAAGUAUAUUUAGUAGGACAUUAUCAUUCAGCCAUGUUUCUUAACUCAGACCUCCUGAAACAAAGGUUUCCGUCUCAGAUUUUGUACCUCAAAAGUCAUAACGAACAUUUGAUACUUAAGACUACUAUUUCAGACUUUCGAUCUUUGAACUUCUACCUGAAGCUUUGUCUGGUGAAUGUAGUCUCCGAGCAAUGGUUGCACCAGAUUAGUAAAAAGUGAAAAUCUUAUCAAGAUUCAUCUCUAGCAUCCCUGAACUUUACGGCGCUUUAAAAAAAGAAAAGAAAUUAUUAUAUUUUAAAUUCUUCACAAUAGACUACGUACCAUGUUAUGAUGACUCCGGUCCUUGUAUAUACACAGAGUUCCAGCAGAACGAUGAUCCCUCUAGUCUCAAGCAGGCCACGGGCUCCAGUGACAUGGGAACACUACUGCCACUGGCGACUGCAAGUUGCGAAGAUCUUCAUUCGUUUUCUUUACUUAAUCUCUACAACAGCCGACGGGAGGAGACUGGGGGUAAAGCACCUGUCACAUACAGGCUACAUCAUAAUGUGAGUCUAUGGGCUUUAGUUCUGCAUAUGAGGGGAGGGGCGCUCUACAUGUUUUUUGGGGAUAAAAGAAGAGAAUUGUAUAGCAUACUUUGAUGUUUUAAAUGAGCAUAGAGAUGCCUUGCAAACAAAUAGUAUGUGUUUGCGGGACUGCGGGGGAGGGGGGUUAAUUAUACUUUUAUAAUCACAUCCUUCAAAAAAUUGUGUGAUCAGAAAAAAAAACUAUAUGUGGUUGUGAAACUUUAACAUCUAAAAAUAUUUAGUAUAGAUUUCGAUCGCUUCAUCGCUGGAGUUUGUUAGUUUUUCAACGUUCCUAAAAUGUAAACGUUUUUUAAAAUGGAUAUUGAUGACGGUUUAAAAAGUAGUGCUUACCACUGGUAGUUAAAUGCUUGAGGAUAGUUUUGGUCUUACCACCGGUAGUUAAAUUCUUGAGGAUAGUUUUGGUCUUACCACCGGUAGUUAAAUGCUUGAGGAUAGUUUUGGUCUUACCACCGGUAGUUAAAUUCUUGAGGAUAGUUUUGGUCUUACCACCGGUAAUUAAAUUCUUGAGAAUAGUUUUGGUCUUACCACCGGUAGUUAAAUUCUUGAGGAUAGUUUUGGUCUUACCACCGGUAGUUAAAUUCUUGAGGAUAGUUUUGGUCUUACCACCGGUAGUUAAAUUCUUGAGAAUAGUUUUGGUCUUACCACCGGUAGUUAAAUUCUUGAGAAUAGUUUUGGUCUUACCACCGGUAGUUAAAUUCUUGAGGAUAGUUUUGGUCUUACCACCGGUAGUUAAAUUCUUGAGGAUAGUUUUGGUCUUACCACCUGUAGUUAAAUGCUUGAGGAUAGUUUUGGUCUUACCACCGGUAGUUAAAUUCUUGAGGAUAGUUUUGGUCUUACCACCGGUAGUUAAAUGCUUGAAGAUAGUUUUGGUCUUACCACCGGUAGUUGAAUGCUUGUAGAUAGUUUUGGUCUUACCACCGGUAGUUAAAUUCUUGAGGAUAGUUUUGGUCUUACCACCGGUAGUUAAAUGCUUGAGGAUAGUUUUGGUCUUACCACCGGUAGUUGAAUGCUUGAGGAUAGUUUUGGUCUUACCACUGGUAGUUAAAUUCUUGAGGAUAGUUUUGGUCUUACCACCGGUAGUUAAAUGCUUGAGGAUAGUUUUGGUCUUACCACCGGUAGUUAAAUUCUUGAGGAUAGUUUUGGUCUUACCACCGGUAGUUAAAUGCUUGAGGAUAGUUUUGGUCUUACCACCGGUAGUUAAAUUCUUGAGGAUAGUUUUGGUCUUACCACCGGUAGUUAAAUGCUUGAGGAUAGUUUUGGUCUUACCACCGGUAGUUAAAUUCUUGAGGAUAGUUUUGGUCUUACCACCGGUAGUUAAAUGCUUGAGGAUAGUUUUGGUCUUACCACCGGUAGUUAAAUUCUUGAGGAUAGUUUUGGUCUUACCACCGGUAGUUAAAUGCUUGAGGAUAGUUUUGGUCUUACCACCGGUAGUUAAAUUCUUGAGGAUAGUUUUGGUCUUACCACCGGUAGUUAAAUGCUUGAGGAUAGUUUUGGUCUUACCACCGGUAGUUAAAUUCUUGAGGAUAGUUUUGGUCUUACCACCGGUAGUUAAAUGCUUGAGGAUAGUUUUGGUCUUACCACCGGUAGUUAAAUUCUUGAGGAUAGUUUUGGUCUUACCACCGGUAGUUAAAUGCUUGAGGAUAGUUUUGGUCUUACCACCGGUAGUUAAAUUCUUGAGGAUAGUUUUGGUCUUACCACCGGUAGUUAAAUGCUUGAGGAUAGUUUUGGUCUUACCACCGGUAGUUAAAUUCUUGAGGAUAGUUUUGGUCUUACCACCGGUAGUUAAAUGCUUGAGGAUAGUUUUGGUCUUACCACCGGUAGUUAAAUUCUUGAGGAUAGUUUUGGUCUUACCACCGGUAGUUAAAUGCUUGAGGAUAGUUUUGGUCUUACCACCGGUAGUUAAAUGCUUGAGGAUAGUUUUGGUCUUACCACCGGUAGUUGAAUGCUUGAGGAUAGUUUUGGUCUUACCACUGGUAGUUAAAUUCUUGAGGAUAGUUUUGGUCUUACCACCGGUAGUUGAAUGCUUGAGGAUAGUUUUGGUCUUACCACCGGUAGUUGAAUGCUUGAGGAUAGUUUUGGUCUUACCACCGGUAGUUGAAUGCUUGAGGAUAUUUUUGGUCUUACCACCGGUAGUUGAAUGCUUGAGGAUAUUUAUGGUCUUACCACCGGUAGUUGAAUGCUUGAGGAUAGUUUUGGUCUUACCACCGGUAGUUGAAUGCUUGAGGAUAGUUUUGGUCUUACCACCGGUAGUUGAAUGCUUGAGGAUAGUUUUGGUCUUACCACCGGUAGUUGAAUGCUUGAGGAUAUUUAUGGUAAUCUGAGAGUUAUGAUGUGUGAAGAAGAAUUGUCUUUUUGGAUUCGAGAAGUUGUGAUGAACACGUCCUGUGUUCGUGUUCUCUUGUGUUUGUUUCCUCCUGGGUUCUCCUGUUAUCGUGUUCUCGUGUGUUCUCCUAUGUUCGUAUUCUCAUGUGUUCUCCUGUGUUCGUGUUCUCCUGUGUUCUUCUGUGUUCGUGUACUCAUGUGUUCUCAUUUGUUUGUGUUCUUCAGUGUUCUUCCUCUCUCGCGUAUUCUUGUGCAGGUGUUAUGUCUCAUUUUCGCAUUAUAAAAAAAAUGAAAUGUGACUGAUAGUACUAUAGUAUUUAUAUAUCUCCCCAAUGUCUACCACGCAACUUAGUUCAAACGUAUAACCAGUUAUAUUUGUGUCGUAAAGAUAUUCUUUGCGUUAUCGUGGCUCCCAGAAUUAAACACAAAUUUUCUAACUUGCAUUAAUUCAAUAUUGAGCAGUUCUUACAACAAUUUUUUUUUUAAAUGUAUAACCAACAGGGUCACAGGUCUCAAGGGUUUCGUCCUUACAAUUCACUUUCUCCCCUGCAAAGAGCCAAAGACAUCGCAAACCGGCGUAUUCACGGCUACGUUGCUUUUUUGCCAGUAAUGGAUCGUAAAUAUUUAUGUAGUAAUUUUUAGUCUUUUUUAACAAUUACUCUUACUCUAAUUUUACAAAAAUGUGCUCGUUUUCCCACCACCCGUUUCUUUUAAAAAAUAGUCUAGGAAAAGAAGUCUUUUUUUUUUAAAUAAUACUUUAGAAACUGACCUACUUUUAAAAAUAAAAUGUUAAAAAUUUAUUUAAUUAAAAGAAGUUGCUGUAUUUUUUAAAUAUGGUUCUUUAUAGAUAUAAAAAAAAUGAAAUUUAAUGUUCGGGUGUUGAUUGUUUUUUUUAAACUUAAGCACUAAAAGUUUUCUAAUGGAUUUAGGUGACAAUCUAAAUUAAACUUUUUCUUAAACCAAGGGCAGCUAUUUAUUGUUUUCAAUAUUCGAUCAGGAUGGUUCAGAAACAGUAAAAGUUACAUCCCCUCAAUACAGUGCUCCAAGGGUUGAGCGUCUUGACUCGACCAACAGGUAAUUGUUCAAUGAAACAGACUCUAUUAUGGUUUCAUUAGUUUAUAAUCCUGAUAUUUAUAAAUACACAAACUAGUAUUUAACAAGUUAAUACAUUAUGUCCAAAUAAGGAAAUAUGUAAACAAAUGUACUUACGAAACUAAAAAAGGGAAAUGAGUGAAACAAAGUAUGGGAAAACCUGAAAAAAGGAACGCAACAAAAUAACGAACGUGUCGGCAGGAAGCCUUCAUCAGCAAAAAAACAACAGUAAAAACAAAAUUAAAUAAAAGUAACACUUAGCAGAAAUGUAGUAUCCGAUAGGGCAGCAGGAGGAUGUUUUGAGCCAAACUAAUACCCAAACUUAACAUACUAAUGUAUUCAAAUAAAUAUUUACUAAUUACAUAUCUAAAUAUAAUAUAUAGGCAAGAUAAAUGUUCAAUUUUUUGCUAAUUAUUUACCAUAUAUAUAUAUACCAAUUUCAACUCAUAGAUAUUUCAGGUAAUACAUUGCGUUUGUUGAAACUGGUGAAUUAAAUUCAUUUUUGUUAGUAACAUUUUUUAUGUAUUUGUUAACUGAUAUUUGUAUGAUGCAUGUGUGCAUUGAAUCUUGUUAACUAUUGAACCACUACUUAAGCUGCUUUCAAGUAAUUGGACAGGAGCUGAUACUUCUAAAGUAUCGAAUACCACAAAAUAGCCAAGUCGGGGUCAAAGUAGGUAGCUGCCUUUCUCUGCUGUGUCUACAUUUUCUCGGAGCUCUCCAGUGUACUGUGUACCACUUAUUAGUGGAUUGCACUGUACGCUGUCAGCAUGGGCAUCCGCAGGGGGGGGGAAGAGGGGGGCACUUGCCCCCCACUGGAUUGAUUGGAUACAAAAUUUUUAGACAAAAAUAGACAAAAAAUGUACUAAAGUAAAAAGAAAAUAAAGAGAAAGUAACUAAGCUGAUGUCCUGUCUGUUCGUUCACCAUACAAAUACGCUACAGUAAAUUAAAAGUAUAUUAAAACAUUACUAAAAAUUGUUCCCCCCCCCCCUGGAAGUUAAUCGAUUUUUUUGCCUUCCCUAGAAAGUUUUCUGCGGGCGCCCAUGGCUGUCAGUGUUGUUGUACAUUGAAUAUAAAGUCGUGCAUUAAUCAUUAUGUUGUACCCUGGUCACAUUGUUGUGCCCGUUUAUCAUAUUGUGCCCGUGUCAUAAUGUUGCAUGCUGGUUAAUUUAAACAGUGGUCAUUAAGUUCAAUAUUGAUCAGUGGUCACUAUUGUUGAAUUGUUGUUACUAUGCAGUUAAGUGGUCCAAUUGUCUGUACUCCUCAUUUGGGUAGCUUUUUUUUCCUGAUCGUUAAAUUGAAAAUUGGUCCUUAUGUUGUACCCGCAUUAUUAUGUUGUACCUUGCCAUUAUGUUGUAUCCUGGUCCUAAUGUUGUACCCUGGUCAUUAUGUUUUACUCUGUUCCUUACUUUGUAUCCGGUCCUCAUAUUGUACGUUUUCAUUAUGGUGUCCCCUGGCCAUCAUGUUGUACCCUAGUUCUUAUGUUGUACCCUAGGCAUUGUGUUGUUCCUUACUCAACACGUUGCAGCCUGUUGUGUUUCGGUAGUUGCAUGUGCCUACCAGUUCCUGUAGUUCCCAUAUAUAUCCUACAAGCUAAGAGUGUUUGUACCCUAGUCAUUAUGCUAUACGUUUUUUCUUGUGUAACACACUUUACACCGUGUUUACUGUUGAUGUACUCCCAUAAAAGGUCUAAACAAAUGGUUCUAUAUAGCCUAAUGCCGUCCAAUAUCUUCCCGUGAAACGCUAAAACCCCAUUAAGCUCAAUUCUGCCACCCUGAUAAUGACUUAACAUGACGAUCAUUGCCAUUGGGGAAAUCCUUUAUAAGACUCCUCUUGUCUGGUCGGGUCGAUCUGUUUACACGGCACAUUGUUAGACUAGUGUUUCAAGAAUGGAAUAUCGUGUCACUGGAUUUUUUCCAGUGGUGUUCCGUGAUAUCAUGGCAUCCCACCCCAGGCCACUCACGUGUACUUUGUACAUGUGUAUUUGUUUAUAACCUUUAUAUAUAGCUCAUUUGAAGCAUGUACAUUUUUGUCCCUUUGUGAGCGCUGGGUUCACGGACUACUCUCUAUGUUAUUGGGAUACACGUUACAUAGGGGCGUGCGACUCCCCAAUUGAUGUUUUAUAAAUGUGUAUUUGAAUGUUAUGUUCAGAUUAUAUUCUGUAAUUCCACAAUUCAUGGAAUGCCGAAUCUUCCUACUAAGAAUACCGCUAAUUUUACCAGUUGUGCAGUAGUAAAGGCAUAAUAAUAUUGUUAAGUACACAAAAUAAUUUUCAUGAAAGUUGUUUGCUUUCCUUAAUUGGUGAAAUUUUCACCGAAAAAAAUUAUCAAAAAUAAAUUUUAAAACUUUUAAAAAAUAGAGUUUUAAAAAUAUAUUUUGUCAAUUUCUGAAUUAUUUUUUUAUUCUUUUAAUUCUGAAGAAAACCCAAGUAUUGAAAACUAUUAGAGUUUUGAAACUAACGUUGAUAUCCUUCACAAUAGUUUUGGUGCACUUUACAUUAGUCAUAUGUUAUUGACUUUGAUCGUCUUGACUUUUUCCAGACAUUUCGAUAACAUAAUAAGUGGACUCUGGAGGCCAUCGUAACAUCAUCUGUCCAUGGAACGGAAGGCGAACGUGACGUCAUUGAGUCCUCGUGUACGGGGAAAAAAGGAACACCGCCCCUGUUUAUCGCCUGCUCCUUCUGUGCGAGCUGACUGGGAGAUCUGGUUUCCAAAGCACGUGACAUCAAUGUCCAAUUAAUCCCGUCGACAAGUCCCGUUGUUUUGAGACAGCUUCUGUGAGGACACCAAAGCCAAGCGUUGACCUUUUGUAGGGAUGAGCGGCAGAAUGAUAGCAUUGAUCUCUCAGCAAGACAACGAUGUAUAUCAGAACAGAUACAUGGAAUUUGAUGGUUCAGGAAUGUAUGUUACGGUCAAACUGCUACUAAAUCAUUAACAACAGUGGUUCUCACAACUGUGUGUCGUGUCUCCUUUGGGGGUCGAUCGGCCCUUACACUGGGGUCGCCUAAGACAAUCGGAAAAGACAUAUUUAUGAAGUGGCGACGCAAAUAAUUUUAUGCUUUGGGGGUCACCACAGCAUGAGUGACCUGUAUUAAAGGGUCGCGGCACUAGGAAGGUUGAGAACCACUGAAC
Lymnaea stagnalis (great pond snail) is the source of this 16061-nucleotide messenger RNA. NCBI's taxonomy places the organism in Eukaryota, Metazoa, Mollusca, Gastropoda, Lymnaeidae. The record is from the annotation of a GenBank genome assembly.